Acinonyx jubatus (cheetah) is the source of this 17545-nucleotide messenger RNA. It is a transcript of the gene EXD3, whose product is annotated as exonuclease 3'-5' domain containing 3. Bases 2404 to 4992 code for a protein of 862 amino acids. The transcript is spliced from 20 exons. Gene Ontology annotation, molecular function: 3'-5' exonuclease activity; nucleic acid binding. The record is from RefSeq and is a predicted model, not a curated record. NCBI's taxonomy places the organism in Eukaryota, Metazoa, Chordata, Mammalia, Carnivora, Felidae. Gene Ontology annotation, biological process: nucleobase-containing compound metabolic process.
CUGGGAGAUGCUUUGGUCUUGCAGGCUGGAGCGGAGCCCUCAGGAUCUUCUGGUUUGGCACAUUUGGCGUUUAUUGUGGACUUGAGCUACCUUAACGUGAUUUCGGAACAAGAUCCAGGAGGAAACCCACAAUAGAGAGAAAUUAUGAUUGUGCUAUGUUAAAGUGAGAGCUGUCCCUGUCUCAGCGUCUUCCUGCUGAGAGUCCUUCUGUUUCUUGAGUUAGGUAGGAGACAGGAUGGUCUAUUGUGAGGAGAAGGAGGGGCCCUGGGGUGUGGGAGCCUGUGCCUGGAGCGUGCUGUACCCAGCGUGUGCAGUGCGCGUGGCAGGGGUGGCGAGUCGGGGGCGCAGUAACUCGGCACAACCCCGCCUGCAGGAAGGCGCCUGUCCCUCCUUGUCACCGCACGAGGGCCCAUCCUGCACCCAGCACCAGGAGGGGAGGAGGGCUGCCGCACGCGGCGGGAGCGCUGACCCUGACCACGUGUCUCUGCAGGGAGGCUGGCACCCGGAGCGUCGGGGCAACGGCCAGGAGGUGAACAGCACACGACUGUAGCUUUUAAUAGCUUUCCUUUGCAUUAAUUUUUCAAAAUUUGGAAGCUUAUUUCAUUUUCCAAAUACUCUGCUAAUAUGCAUAAUUGCCUUUAUAAAUAGUAAAAAGCCAGUUAAAAACAAAUAAAAGUGAACAGUGGUGCAGGGAAAGAGCUGGAAGAAAACCCAGGUUUAGUCCCAGAUGACCCCCUUUUUCUCACACGCAAAUGAACGGCAAUCCCCCUGGCUCUGGUGGAGGGUCAGACCGGAUGUGGUCCCUUAGUGCCCGAGGGUGCUCUGACCGGUUCGGACCCAAACGUGGGGAAGCAUCAGGGGUGUCUAGCCCGCCUGUUACGGUUGAGUUGUGUCCCCCUAAAAAUUCAUAUGCUGAAGCGCGAAGCCCAGCACCUCAGGAUGUGAUCGUGUUUGGAGACAGCAUCUUGACAGAGCUGAUUAAGAUGAAAUGAAGUCAUUAGGGUGGGCCCUCAUCCACUCUGAGUGGUGUCCUUGUGUAAGAGAUCAGGACACAGACAUGCACAGAAGGAAGACACAGGGGGAAGACGACCGCGUUCACACCCAGGAGAGAGGCCUCGACACCUUGAUAUCUGGCUUCCCUUUUCCAGAACUGAGAGAGAUUAGAUUUCUGUGGUUUCAGCCAUACGUUUGUGGUGCUUUGCUUUGGCCACCCUAGGAAAGGCGUCCCCCCGCCCCCGGGGGCCAGUCUGUGGGUGGGGUGGGGUGGGGUUGUAAGCUCGCCGUGAGGACCACCCCCUCCUGUAGUCCCGUCUCUCCCCUUCUUUCCUGGCGAGAAGCCCAGGCCGGGCAUCCAUUCAUCUGAGCUGUGGUAGGAGAUGUGCACACCUCUGGGGCGGGUGUUCCAAGAAGAGAACCGUGCAGGCCGACAUCAUUUAUGGACUUGGGUGCGACAACACGUAGGAGAGUAGUGAGACAUACGGCAGCACUGUGAACAGAGCGUGAGCUCUGCAGGAGCUGGGUUUAUAGCAGAGACGCCUGCCUGCCGGCCAAGAGCCACAGAGACUGGGUGGUGGCUGCCUACCCCAGCCUCUUUUGAGGCCCAUUAAAAUGAUGGUAAAGGCAUUUUAAAAGGACAGUUUUGCCUUUUUACUAAAGGCAAAAGUGCUUAACGGAAAAGACAAGGGGAGGAGAUGGAAAGCAGGGUGACUAACAGCCUGAGAAAGCUGGAGCCUGAGGCAGAGGGGUGGCCCCGUCCUGGCCCGAACCCAGGGAGGCUCCAGACUGGAACCAGGGUCUUGGGGGUGUUUUCAAGCGGAGGGGUCAGACCCUGACCUCGGGGACCUGGGCUGUGGCAGCUGAGUGCCCGUCUGCAGGUGAGGAGGGAGCAUUCCCUCCUGACAGACCGGCUAAGGCAAGAGACCUCUGGGCCCUGGUCUCCCAGGCCCCCAGUGUACCCGCACCGAGCACUGGCUUCUGCUCAGCCCCCAGGCGGCUGUUCAGUGCCUCACUCUUGAAUAUGAGCAGUGGUCUCCAGACGCUUGAGAAAAGCUUCUGAGAGGAAAGACAGUCACUGUGUAAGCAGGAAAAAGGGCGUCGAUACAGAAGAAUGUGUAUGAAAACAAAGACUGAGUCAUGAGGUCCUCUGGGGUAAGAGGAGAAAGAGUUCUUGAUUAAUGAAAUUUUGAUAGCGGAAAUGAAUAAUGCAAUGAGCAUUUUAAAAAAUAAAGUUCAGGAAACCUUCCCCAAAGGCACAGAAGAGGAGAGAUAAGAAAAAUAGAGGUUCUUCCAGGAAGCUCAGUAUCUAAGAGCACUUCCGGGACAGGACGGAGGACAGGGAGGCCAGGACAUUGUCAAGGAAAAAUAAAAGACAUGUCCCAGAACUGAGGGACAUAAGCGUACCCAAUGGACUCCACCCCAUCCAUCCUGCUGAGACCCUGGAUGCUUGAAGGGAGGGUGCCUCGGGAGGAGGAGACAAGCGUCCUGCAUGCAGUGGGGAGUCAGGUGGCUGCAGACCUCUUGGCACCGGCACUGGGAGUUAGAAGGCAGUGGAGGGCCAUCGCCAUCACCUGCCGCCCACACACAGCCAGACUUCCAGCCAGGAGCAAGGGCCCAGGGAAAACUCUUGCAGACAACCAAAGCCUUGUUAAAUGUGCUUCUUUGCGAUUGAUCUCAGGAAGAUGCUGGAGAAUGUGCUCCUCAAAACCAGAGGAAAACUGGGGAAGCGCCGCCUUGAGGAUGGACCCGGCUGACCCUCCUGGCGACCCCGCUGCCGGCGACCCCGCCGCUGGAGACACAGACCCCGCUGGCAACUCCACUGGCAGCGAGCGCCGUUGCACAGGCCAGGACCCACUCCUGUUCCGGCAGGCCCUGCAGACACUGUGGUCCACGCGAGAGCUGCGGCAGCUCCGGGAAGAGGCCUGGCGGGGGUUUGCUGCCCUGGAUGACCCACUGACCGGACUCCUGGACAUGCUGGAAGGCAGCCAGGCCUGGCAGCGGAAGGGCCCCUCCCUGGAGGCCUGGGUAGUCUGUGAGCUGCACCGCUGGCUGCAGGCACGGCCACUCCCUGCGUCGGCCCAGCACAGCUCAAGGCUGCAACAGCUACAGGCCCGUGCAGUCAGGGUCCUCGCCAGGAGCCCCCCUAGUCUCGUGGAGCCACUGGUCAGCAUCUUCCAGCUGCAGGACGCAGACCGGAGGCCCCUGCUGACUCACAUCCACCAGCUCCACCAGGAGGGCAAGUUCAAAGAAGCUGUCGUGCUGGGCUCCAGGCUGAAGUUGCAGCCAGCACUUGAUGUUGAAAAGAUGUGCACCCCACUGCUCCUCCAGGACAGAGUGAGCCUCGUGGAGCGUUAUGUGGCUGGCUUCCCGGACCUCCAGAGGAGGCUGCUGGGCCUCCUGGACUCCUGGUGCCGGCCCGGCUUUGACAUCGGAGUUGUUGCCAGGCAGCACCCACAGGUGACCUCGAGGCUGGAGAGGCUGAGUCCCAGAGUGCUAAGUCGGCGGGUCCUGAGCCAGCUGGAGCGGCUGGGCCUGGACCCGGCUCUGUGUCCCAACGCUGCCACUCAGCAGCGCCUGGCCGCCCUGCGCUACCUGUGCUACAAGCGGUUUGUGGAGAGAAGUAUGUCUCAGGAGAACUGGGUGGACCAUGUGCAGGGCCUGGUGGGCCGGGAAGAGCGGCCCCAAGAGAUGGUAGUGCGGCUGCUGGCCUCCCCCGGCAACGAGGCCGUGGCCGCGCAGUGCGCCCUGGGCCUCUCAGUGCCCGAGGAGCAGCUGCCAGCCACAGUGGCCGCCGAGCUCCGCCGGCUCGAACUCCAGGAGAGGGUGGCCAGGGCGCCUUUGGAGGACAGGAAGGAUGAUUAUUACCAGCUGCCCAUCGCCAGGGAGGACAUCCACUUCCUGGCCUCUUGGGAGGACUUGGCCAGGCAUGAGGAGGCGUUGCUGCAGCCCGGCCAGGUGGUCGGGGUAGACGUGGAGUGGAGACCCUCGUUUGGCACGGGGGGCCGGCCCCAGGCAUCAGUCAUGCAGUUGGCAGUGGAGGGCCGCGUGUUCCUGCUGGACCUGCCUGUGCUCUCGCGGCCAGCGGGAGGGCAGGUGUCGAAGGCCUUCUCCAGGCUGGUGUCCCGGCUGCUCUCGGACCCCUCCAUCACAAAACUGGGUUAUGGGCUGGCGGGGGACCUUCGGAGCCUGGGUGCUUCCUGCCUGGCCCUGGCGCACGUGGAGAAGCAGCUGUGGGGCGGCCUGGACCUGCUGCAGGUGCACAGGCAGAUGCGGGUGGUGAACAUGCCAGCUGGAGGCACGUAUGAGGCCAGGGGGCUGCGGGGCCUCAGCCUCCUGGUGCGGCAGGUCCUGGGCAAGCCCCUCGACAAGACACAGCAGCUCUCUAACUGGGAUCGGCGGCCGCUGAGCGAGGGGCAGCUGGUUUACGCAGCUGCUGACGCCUACUGCCUGCUGGAGGUGCACCAGGCGCUGAGCAGAGAGCCUGCCAGCUUCUCCCUGUCUGAGGACCUGGCCAGGAGCCUGCAGCCAGGGUGCAGUGAGAGACCCGGGGCCCGGGAGCCGCCCCGCCUGCAGGAGGCCUCAGCCCUGCCUUGGCAGGUGCCUGUGGCCGAGCGCGAGGACGCCGCUCCAGAGGUCCCGGCCAGGGCCUUCCGCGUGGUGUGCGACAACAUGCUGCAGGGGCUGGCAAGGAGCCUCCGCUGCUUGGGCGUGGACGUGCGCGUGCUGGGCACCAACGAGGACCACCGAAGGGCAGCUGAGGUUGCCAGGCAGGAGGGAAGGAUCAUCUUGACGUCGGGGCUGCCAUACCACAAGCUCCGGGCCCAGGUUGGGGCUGGGCGCUGCCUCUGGGUGGACUGCUCCCUCAAGGCCCGUCAGCAGGCCAAGGCCGUGCUCAGGCAUUUCAACGUUCGAGUCACCCACGCAGACAUCUUCAGCCGCUGCCAGCUUCAGGUCCAGCCUGUGCCGACCCCGGGUCCCCGGCCCUGCCAGAAAUGACUGCGGUCAUCCCAGUGGCGGGAAGUGCACCGCGGGGCCUUUUCCUUCAGCGAGCUCUGGCAGGACAGGAACCUUGUCUGCGGCCUCUCUUUGUCUGUGCUCAAGCCGACAAGUGUUGUAAAGACCCCAGGACGUCCGGGAUGCCUGGGAGGCAUUUUAAUGAGCUUUUCAGAGCCUCUGCUGCUAAGUUUUCUUGAGAAAACAGGAAGUUGGGUAGCUGGGAGGAAACCCCCACCCGUGCCCCGGGAAGCCUCAUGCUGGGGAGCAGGCUGACCUCCUUCAGGCCUGCGAGGGCACCGAGGGCAGCCGCACACGGAAGAGUGUCCACGGCCCCACCUGCCCCUCCGCCCUGGGCAGUUGUAGAGCCCCCCUGCCCUGCCAGGUGCGAGGGGGAGGAUGCAGAAUGUGCCCCAGGGAGGUGGGGUGGGUGCAGUAUGGAGCCAGUUCAAAGGCUGGGAGGCAGAGUUGCACCAGCCCUGAUAGGGGACCAGCAAGUGCCCUGGCCGGAGAGGGCAGCUCUCCAGCACCCCAGGACAGAAGACAACCCACCGGGGGGGACACCAUCCGGGGGCACAGAGGUGCUAAGACCUAUUCUGGCUGCAGCAGGUAGCAGGGGGGAGGGAGUCCAGGUGAGAGGUGGCAUCUAUAGCAGGUGAGGAGUGGGCUCAGGUUUCAGGCUUCGCCCCUGGCCAGCAGGGAGGGAAGGUGCUGGGUCUGGGCUCCCUGGGGUCUUGGUCUGGAGGCCCACGCAUCAGGCCCUCUAGGUUGGGGACGGGCACGGGGAAGGGGAAGCCUCGGCUCGGGAGCUCUGCCCAGCACUGUCCUUAUUUGAGGUAUAUACGCAUUCCGCCAAGACUAGCUGGGGAGGAGGACAGACAGGGUCCACGACUUGGUGCCAUGUGACUGCACUGGCCAAGAAGCAGAGGGCAGCCACCCCAGGCUCGAGGGGGGAGCGGGAGGGGGCGUCCCAGGCAGAGACCCCUGUGUGUGGCUGCAGUCAGGCGCUGGCUGACAGGCAGCAGGCAGGAGCACAGGUGUAAGGCUGCAUGUGGACGCCUGAUGGGCCUUUGUCAAGGAAGGGCCCGGAGAGCUUCUGGUUCCAAGGCUGGCCAGUGGCCUCCAGCUGAGCUCAGCUCCAAAAGAAAGUGUGCUGGGUGUGCCGCAGGGCAGGACCCUCCCUGGGUGGCAGAUAACUGUGUGGGAGGGUCCAGGAAUGUGCACAAGGAGCCCUGAAAGGCCAACUUUAUGGAGCCAAGUGGGCAGAGAAAGGGGUUUCUGAGAAGCCAGGAUUUCUAAAUUUGGAACUGGCCGUGGUCACCACAGAGACAUCUGGGGAAGCGGUGGGAGAACUAAGCUUACUCUGUGUCAGGGAGCUGGUAGUAGUAAUGCUUGGGCCUGAGGCCGGGGUCCCCACGCAUGUUCUCAGACCAAAUACCCGGUCAUUGUGAGCACAGGUCUGGGCAGGCCUCCGGCCACAUUCCCACCCAGAGCUCCUGGAGCCCCUCCGCCACGGCAUUCCCAGCUGAACCCCAGGAGCUCAGCCUGAGAAACAGCCAGGAACGCCCAACCACCCCAUCCUGCACACUGGCCACCCCAACUCCCCACCCGGUGCCCCGCUGUUCUCAGGGCCAGGCAAGGUAGGUGGGUGGCAAGCACCGAGAAGCCCCGAAGAGGUGCCCCACAGACGUUCCCAGGCGAAGGCCCAAAGCUCAGCGAAGCCACUAGGCUGGCUCCACGUGGCCCCAUGGGCUAGACUGGCUUUCGAGCCGGUCUGGACAUGAGAAAGUGCCGGCCGCUGACCAGCAGGGAGCGUCACACUCAGGACUGACCCAGGGAGGGCCUCUGUCCUCAGGGCCCCGCCCUGUGCUCCAGUGGGGCCUGCGCACCCUGGACGCUGGCUCGGAGCCCCUGCCGCCCGGCCCAGGCUGGAGCUGGCCGUCUCCCUGGAGACCUCCCACUGCCAGGCUGACUUUCCAUUUUCUUUUCCUUCCUUAUGCUAUUUUAGUGCCAUUCCCGGAGGGAAAACCCACUUGACACACAGGCAUUCCCAGAGUGAGCCUGGCCACUCUCUGGGCUGGUGCAUCAGGGUCCAAGGCGGGAAGCAAGUCAGAAUGGGAGAGGGCUGGUCCAGGCCUGGGCUAGGUGCCCGGCCAGGGGUCCAUGGCCGUGCCCCACUCUAGUGCCCAGCACCUGCCUGCAAGCUGUGUUGACACUCGGCAUGUGCCUUGGGCACAGGGUCCACUUUCUGGGGCAUCUGCACAUGAGGACAGGGAGCCACAUGGUGGAGGCCAGAGGUGGGCAGGGAGGCUCGGGUGAGGGGGUGGUGGGUCUCCUGUGGCGGGCAGGGUCAUGGACCCCUGAAAAUGGCCACCUGGGCCUGGGAUCGUCCGUCAGGAACAUCCGCCAAAUGGAUGUUCCCAGUGCCGUCUGCUAUGGGAAAAUAUUUUAUCAAAGAGAUUGGAGUUAAAAAAAAAAAAAAAGCGUAAGCAGGAACCCCUGACAUGGCCCAAGUGUAAUGUCUAUUUUUACUGUCCCUCUGGUCCCCCUCCGCUAUGGUGGGGAGCAGGCUGUGGUCCCCGUGUGCAAGUAGGGCGUGUCCUAGGAGUCAGUGACGUUGGCCUCCGGAAGAGGGCACCCGGGAGGAGAGGCCACUGCAGGACGGUGACCCUGCCUUGGGGAGCUCUCAGGCAGUGCUGGCCACAGGGUCCCCAGGAGACGGAGGGUGUUGGGCCAGAGAGGAGCCUGCAGCUAGAAGAGGUCGGGCCUCAGGCUACAGGCUCACAGACACUCAGGACACAGCAGGGCUGGGUGGGGGGCCCCCGGGGUGGAGGUGGACACCGGCCCAGACUGAUGUCUGGCAGGGGACGGAUGCAAGCAGAGGGCUCCCCUGGCCUGGGGAUGUGAGGGGGACUGCAGGCAGCCACCUCCCAGCACCCAUGCCCAGAACCUGGGGCAGCGGGGACACCUGUGCCCAGCCCAUUCCUGCAGACCCUCCCUCUUUCCUGACGACAAGACUAGGGACCGACAGGAAGAGGGGCAGUGGCCGCUGACCCCGCCCCUCCCCAGCCUUUGUGUCCCGUGGCCCCCAGCCCCGUUCCCACACUCCGUGCCCCCAGGGUCACACAGGCACAAAGGCUGCAGGAGGGGUGGCCACCACCCUGCACAGGGAGAGACCCUGGCCCGCCGGCUCCUAGGCGGCAGGGGGAGCAGCGGGGGGCUCUGGGGGAGGAUGGGUUGGGGGCAGCUGGCGUCGGGUUUCCGUGCCGACAUGGGGCUUAAGGACAGUGGGGUCCACCAGGCAGGUUUUGGCAGGGAUUAAGGCCAGUGCGCCCCCAGCCUUGGGAUGCUAGCCAGGGUGAUGUCCCAGUGCGGUCCCUGGGGGCUGACAACAGGGUGGGCCCAGGCCCCACAGCCUGCAGGGCCACCCCCCUGCCCUGCCUCCCUUCCAGAAAAGUCCUGGUCCUCGGCCAGAGCCCAGCUUCAGUUCCCACCAGAUGGCCCUGGGGACUAAGGGCCCGGGCCCAAUGGCCUGCCCCCCCCCCCCGCCCCCAGUUUCUGGUGGCUCCGAUCUGACCCCAGCCGCUUUAGGAAGGGCCCUGGCACUCCUGGGUCGCACCCCUGGCCCUGGCCCAUCCAGCAGUCAGUACCGCCUGCUUCGUCUCCACGAGACCCUCAUCCUCCACGGCUACACAAGUGGCACCUGUGCCACCCCGCGAAGUGGCCUGGACUGAGAGGAGGCCCUAGGGCCAGUCCUGUGCUCAUGGCCUUGAGACCUGCCAGGGCUCCUCUGGGCCAGUGUCCGGGAGGGUUGACAUGUGAGUCCCCCCAGCCCAGCUCACGCCAGGCGCCCAGCCGGGUACCCAGCCCCUCUCUCCUUCGCACAUCAGUCUGUGUGGGCUGUGCUCCAAGACCCGGCCAUCAGCGAUCACGUGCUUCUUAAUGGGCCUUCCCUCCAGCGAUCUGGAGGCCCAUCUGGAUGGGGCUUCUCUGGCUGGACCCCCGGAAUGUUGAUGGAAAAGUGAGCCCACGUCCUGUCCACUUUCAGAAGGGGUGACAGGCUGGCCUGGCUACGCUGUGAGGGGACCACACUAGACACAGGGCCACGGGGCAUAUGUGCUCAUCCAGUGUCCACAGGUGCGUGGACACUCAGCAUGCAGUUGGACUGUUGGUGGCCUGGACAGACGCAUCCAUGGCCCUGAGUCAGGCCAGUGUGCCCUGGGCCUGAGGAGCUGGUGCAGGCCAAAGACAGACCCCUGGGAGUCUGGGGCAAGGACGGUGGGGAGGUUCCCUCAGGCAGGACAGUGCAGGCCUAGCCAUCUGGGCCAGGGCGUCCCUCCGCUGGUCAGCUGGCGGCCACAUGUACCAGAGGAUGGGCCAGGCACAGCUGGCCGCGGGGGCGCCCCCAGUGCUGUCGUCUUGGGCCUGCGGCCAGUUAAGACACCUCGGACAGUGAAACCACACCUGGCGCCCACGACACACUGUCUGGGGGGUACGGUCGUGUCUCUGAGGACCUACGUCCUUCCCCCUCUCCGCUCCACACCUCCACACCCGCUACGCAGCCCCCAGCCACGGAGCUGUCCAGAACCACUGGCCAGACAUGGCCGAGGACCGGGCUCUGAAGAAAUGGAGGGAGGGCAGAGCCCCUGGUGACCAGCCGGGCCUCCGGGCUGGAGAGCAGAACAGCCCCACACCGGCCGAGGGAGCCUGGGGCUCAGGGACUGAGGCACACCGAGGCCGCGCACAGCCAGCUUCGGGGUUACCGGCAGGCUGAGACAGACACCCUGCCCCUGGUGUCGGCACCCCGCAGCCUGCGGCUAAAUCGUGUGAAAUUCACAUCUCAGCGUCCGCAAAUAGUUGUCUUGGCAGCAGCCCUGCCUGUGUGUCCUUACACUGCCCACAGCUGCUUUCUCAGGGACCCAACGGCCCUUGCAGGGGACUGACCCUUGCCUGGGGGCCUGGCUGGCAUCUGACCGGGGAGGUGGGCACUCUUCUUCCUUUUGAACGAUUGCCAGCCCCAAAGCAGAAGUGGGGCCCAAGAGCCAGGGGGCAGUGAGCUGCGUGGUGGGUGGCCAUGGGCCUGGAUGGGGACGGCAGGCCUGAGAGCACGGACCCACUGUCCACUCAACCCUAGAUACAGAAAAAAAGGCCUGGCUGGCCUCAGGGGUGUAAAGCCAGCGGCAGCCAGCCCCCUUGGGGCUGCAGGGAGAGGAGGCCAUGGGCACCCAUGGAUUGGGUCUGGGGAGGGCCCACGGGUGGUAAAACAGGGUCUGCCAGGCAGGGACCAACAGCUGGAUGGCCGGUGCAGCAGGGCGCUGGGGGGGCAGGGGGGGGGGCGGGGAGGGGGGCAGGAACAUCCAUGAGUCACCCGCACUGCCGCCCCCACCCCCUCCGGCCCAGCCUCUCUUCCCUCCCUGGCUGGGGCUGGGGAGUGGCGCAUAUCCCCUCCUCCCUCCCUCCCAGGGGGCCCUGCUCACUGCCCACUGGGAGCGGAGCACAUUCAGGACAAGUGUAGACCCCAGAGGUCACUGAGGGCAGAUGGGGCGUCCGAGGCAGAGCAGCAUGCCUGGAGGGCCCUCUGCUCUGGCAGGAUGGGGGCUGGGUGUGACCCCAUCCAGCCAGGGACAGGGAGGGGCCUUGGAAGAGUAACCCCACAAAGGGAGACAGGCCUGCUCGGCCAAGCCCGAACUCCUCCCUUGAGGUGGGGGAGUAGGUGGUGCAGGGUCCUUCAGGGAAGUGGGGGGAGUCAGGCUCCAGCAAGGACUGCUGCUUCCUUUCCUCAUCUUGGAAAACGCAUUUCAAGGCAUAGGUGUGGUGGAAGGAGCCGCCUCUCUUAGCCUGACUCAGUGGCCCUGGGAAGAGGCAGGGAGGAGAGGGCCAGGGGACCCCUGCCCUGUCUCAGCCCCCACUCAGGCUGGCUCCCCACAGUGCUGGGCCCAUCGUACUGUGGCCCCCUUGGCACCUGAUCUCCCACCCUCCCCACUUGGUCCACCAAGCCCCAGGUUGUCUGUCACUUCCUCCAGGAAGGCCUCCAGACCCCCAGCCCAAUCUCUAGAACAUCACCACUCUUUGGAGGAGUACUUUGGGGGCUCCUCUCUCCCUUGGCUGGGAACACAGUAGGGCAGGCCUGCUGUGAGUGAAAGGCAGGCCCCACAGACAUUCAGACAGCUUCAGACCCCAGGCUUCAGGGCUCCAGUUCCCUUCCAGGCCGCUGCCUGCUGUCUGAGGGCUUGGCUCCACUUGUCUGUUGAAGUGGGGACAACCAGAGCUGAUCCCGGCUGGCACAGCCUCGGGGCCCCUCCAACUUCCUUAGCCUGCACCCCCCCCCGCCCCCGUUGCCUCCCUUGGCCCUAGGUGGGAGGGGUACCCCAGCCCCCCUGGCCCCGGGUCCUGGCGCGGGAAGGCAGGCGCAACCGUUUGCUUUUGAAUCUCGGCCGGGUGUCCUGAGUGGCCCUUUCAAAGGCCGGCCGGGGGCGGGGGCCGUUCCCAGGCGCGCCCCGCCCUCCCCGCCCGCCCCUCCUCCCGCUUUCCCACGCGGCCCGGCCGCCGGCUGGUUCUCACGGCCCGCUGCCCCUCCCCCGUCUGGGAACGGGCCGCGCUGCGCCCGCCGCGCUGGGGUGCCCGGGAGCCCCAGGAUGGGGGGGGGGGUGCGCCUGGCGGGGGGGUUACUGGAGGGGGUGCCGCCUAGGGGUUGCUGAGGUCGCCAAAGGGAGGCAGACAGCACCCCACACACGGGGCCUGAGGCCAGAUUGUAUUGGAUUUAACCUAGGGCAGGUGCUCUCUGGCCCCCCACACCUCGUGGAGCGAUCCAGGGGGCCCUGGCCAACCCUGCCUUGUGCGUGGGGACAACAGCACCCACUCCUCAUUAGGGUCUCCCUGACUGGGAGCAGGUUCUGGGGCCUCGGUUCCUCCUAAUACCCUGCAGAGACUAGGUCACUGGUUUUACAAAGUACAAAUACAGACCCCGCAGAAAAUAGUGAAUACCUUCUCACAUAGAACUGUAAUCCCAUCCCACACUUGAUCUGAAAUUCGCAUUCAGGGCCCAAAUUCUCGCUGGCUGCCUGAGGGGGCCUGUGACUGUGUCCUAUCAGGGUUGAGGAAGCAGGGCAGGACUUGGCUACCAGUCUGGGCCCCCUGGCUCACCUUGGCUUGCCUCCAUGAAGGUCAGCCCUGGCCCACCCAAGUGAGCUGGAACAAGGGGGUCCAUUCCACCCAGCUUCAGAUAGCCUGGGCUGGAGUCGGCCUCACUGCCCCCACGAGGGGGUCUGCACGGGGGUCCCCAGUGGGCCCUGGGCUAUGGCUGGUGCAGCUGGAGGAGGAGCUUUUCAGAAGCCCGGGCACCCAGGGUGGGGAGUGGAUGCCAAGUAGGAGGCCCACCCGCCCGUCCUAUGUGUGGCCACUGCCCAGGGCUCCGGCCUGCAAGCCCCAGAGGGGCCUGGGGGAAGGGCUGUGACCCUCCCGAGUCUCCCUGGCCAGGGUACACCUAGGCGGGGCAGGGCUUCCUGCUCGGGCAGGCUCUGGCUGUCACGCAUGCUGUGCCCCUCUGCCCAUUCCACCCACCACCCUUUUCCCCCCUCCCUCGUCGUCAGAGAGACCAGCCAUGUGCUGCUGCAGGUUCGGGGUAUCCGCCCCCAGCCGUGGCUACUGGGGCCCUCACUGUGAGUCGUCAGCCCGCCCUCACCCACUGCAGGCAUGAGGGCAGCUCUGGAGCUGGGGGGUCCACUCCCAGGGAGUCCAGCAGGCCCUCCCGCCCCUGUAGCAGGAGGUGGGCCCGGCAGGAGGCUGGCGGGGAGGGUGUCUGGCUCCAGGCGCCAGCCGCACGUCUGCCUCUGAGCCCAAAGCCCCAGUCGCUGGGUGCUGGCCUCAGAAGGCUACACAAGAUGGCAUCAGCCUGAGCCUGUGCCCCACGAGCCGGUCACCAGCCGGGAAAGUCCCAGAUGCCAUUGUCCCCUCCACACCUGCCGGGGGAGGUGGAUGUUCAGGUCUCCUGCCACUGAAAAUAGAGGCCCCCGGGAGCACCCCUCCUGCACUCCCUGGCGAGGUGCACACAAGCCCCUGUCUACAGACUGCUCAUACACAGACACACUUCCAGGGUCAGGGGACAUGUGAAGUGACUCGCCCUGACACGCCCCGUCACACAGGUCCCUCAUCCACACCUUGGAACACCCAGCCACACUCACUCCUGCUCAUGCCUCUGUGCUGCUCACGUGCACACACACCCUCAGUGCUCUUGCGCCCUUCAUGCCGGAAUGCUUAUGAGAGAGACACCUGCAGGGCGCCAGCUUCACACACGUGCCCAGUCAUAGCCCCUCGGGGACUCCACCCCACACGCCCCAGUGCCAGUGGCUCCUGACCCCCUAGGGAACCCACACAAUGCUAACUGUGCCCAGGCCCUGCUGUGUCUGUGGAGACACUCUCCUGAGCCUACAAAGGGAUGGGCCCGUGGGAACUGGCCUUCCUGGGCCUGGGGACAGGGCUGGCGCUGGAGCACAGCCCCUGUAGGGCUGCUGUCCCGGGUCAUAGACAUCCAGGUUGGAGGCCACCGGCAGGAGGGCCUGCUCCACAGACAGAAGAGCACCAGGGUUGGGUUUGAAAACCUUCCCAUGCAGGCCUGUGCAUCAGCCCCAGCCACGCGCUCCUUGCAGGGCCUGGGUCCUGGCCCUUCUGUCCAGCGUUCGCCCCAGGCCAGCAGGAUGGGGUCACAUCUCACAGAUGCCCUGUGGGCCACCUGCAGGGAGGGGGCUCCGUCCUCCUGGCCCCUUGUCCCGUCUCCUCUGGGCAAUCAGACAACACCCCGUGCCGGGGGCCAACAGGGUCCUCAUGGGCAAAGCUGGCUGAUGUGCUUGUCUUGGAGGAGGGCCCCAGCCCCAACAGUCGUGCUCCCCUCCAGGGCCACAUCACCUUUGGGGGCAGAUGGCUCAGGGCCCCACGAGGUGCUGCCUGGAUGGUGUGGGAGAGUGAGGUGUGGAGCAGACCCAGGCCUCACCGCUUCCUCUGGGGCUUUGUUCCCGCCCCGUCCAGGCAAGGUGUCAGGCCAGUGGCCUUUCAUCCCAGCCCUCUGGCCCUGCACCCGGCGCCAUUUGUUAGGGUGGCCCUGGGGGCGGUCACGGUGGAUGAGCCAGCCUGGGCAGGCCUCAGGACAGCAAGUGUGGACUGUAGGGGGAGGUGGCACUUGGCAGGGACCAAAUGGGCAGAAAAGCACCCUGGGAACAGGGAUGCUGGUGUCCUGAAGUUGAGACCCUCCAGGGCUCCCGCUACCCUGACCGGAGCAUCCGAGACGCUGGCCAUGUGUAGAUGUGCUCAGGAAGGUGCCGGAAACCAUUCUCAGUGCCGCGUUGGCUUUUCCCACCAGGCGGUGGGACGAAGUGCUGUUUCUUCUGCUUUUUUAUGCUUCGCUCUUGUUCCAAUUUGCUCUAAAUGAGCAAGAAAUAGCCCAUUACUCUAGAACAUGCCACAGCUUCUGAGCCCAGCCCCCACCCGCCCUGCCUGUGGGUCAGAAAUCCCCAAACUUGGCCUUCCAGGGCCUGGGCUCCAGAAUGACUCCCCCCUCCCCCACUGGGGGUGGGGGCUGCAGGGGUCUGGCAGGGCCCCCGCUUGGAGCCUGGACUGCACUUACCGUCAGGCAGGAGUGAGGUUUCUACAAGCCUGCCCCUUGCUCAGAAGGAGGGCACCCAAGUGGCCUGGGCCCACUUCCCAGCUGGAGCCUAAAACUCUCAGCGGUGCCUAGUGCCUACCGAGCUGGGGAAGCAGGGUGGUGUGAACUCCCCAGGCAGCCAGCCUGUGGUGCGGAGCUCAGGUCAUGGACCUGGCUGCUGGCUGGGCAGGAGGCCCCACUCACAUCCUUCUUAGGGCGGGGGUCCCUUCUCUGGGCUCCCAGCCUAGGCAGGCCCUGCACCCUUAGGAACACGUGUUCUCUCUCAUACCCCAUGCCCGGGUGAGUCCCAGGUAUGGCUUCUAUCCCGCCCUCCCCUCCCCCUCACACCCACCCCCCAUUUGCUGAGGCCUGGGGCUCAAGGCUGAUGGGGGCCCAAGGGUGUUUACAAGCAACCAACAGGGCUGUGCUGUCCUGGGCCCAGGGAGGGCUGGUCGCCUCUGGAGAGGAACGUGUACAAGGGCCCAUCCGAGCUGCCUGCUGGCCCUGCCCAGCCCGUUCUGUGGCCCUGGCUGGGGCGUGCCCCUCUGUACUCUACACCUGUGUGCCAGCUGUCCGCUGGUUGUGCACAGCAGACACCUGCAGGCGUGCUGACCAGGGUUGUGUGUGUGUGGGUGGCCCUGCACCCAGGGCAGGUGGGAACACAGACGUUUCCAGGGACGCAGACUUCAGGACAGUUGCUGUGACCUUGCCUGUUGCACAGGUCUUGGUUCUGCUGGCCACGACCACUCCUUGGGUGAGUGUGACUGCGAAUCCUGGGCUCAGACCUGAGAGGAGGCCCUGCCCUUGGGCAUGGCCCCUCAAAGCCCCCCAGCUCCCCCCUGCCAAGUCUUAGCCUCAGUGGAACGGGCAGGUGUCCCAAGUGCCUGCUAUAGCCUCUCGUCACACCCCCAAGAAGCCCAGAAAACAGAGCCUCCUGGAGAAGUGGCCAAAGCAGGCCUCUCCUGCCCUCCCCAGGCCCCAGGGAGGGGCAAGGGGCUGCAGAGGGUGGACCAAAAGGUCAAGUCUGCCUAACUCCCGGUCUGUGGGCCCCAGCAGUCCCGAUGACCAGUCACUGCUGGCAGCCCAGCCCCUGGGAGGCAACCUCCCCCUUGUGGGCUCAGGUCUCUGGCCAAGACAGUCCCCAGGCGGACAGAGUGCCCUGAGUUGGGACAGCACGGCAAGUGGGUGUUGGCUCCAAGCAGCUGUAAGAGCUGUGGGGACCGGGCACGCAGGUGGACUCCUGGGACCAGGAAGCCACGAGCCUUCCCAGCCCCUCCAGCCCCUGACUCACCUGGCCCUGCCCACCCAGCCAGGCUCUGGGGCUGGAGGCCCUCCCCGCCCUCAGAAUCCCAGACUGAAUGGGGGUACACAGAGACCAGGCUGGACUCUCAAGACCAUACACCCAGCCCCUGUCCAGAGCCUUCCCCGGGACCCCCGCUGCAGUCUGUCCAGGCCCACUGGUAUCCCAGGGCUCGGGUUUGUGUGUCCCCCAAGGGAGAGUAGGCAUGGCCCAGACACCACCUGCACAUACCCCCUCUCCUAAGGGUCAGCGUGAGGACCCUGGUGUGGGGUCCUCGCUAGCCAAGGGCCCUGUAAGCAAGUUACUCAGCCCCUCAGAAGCCCCCUUUCUUCAUAAUGAAAGGCAAUGUCUCCCUCUUUGGUGUCAGGAAGGGUGCUGGGCCAUGGGCCCCAAAGAGCAGGGCCUCAGCCUUGUGUGAGGCAGGUGGACCUUGCAGGGGACGGGGACAGGAGACACAGGGAGCCGCUAGGUGCUGGUCCUUCCUGCAGAUGGGGAGCACAGGGCAGAGAGGGGGUGAGCAUGUAGAACCGGCUUUUCCAGCCGGGGGUGGGGGUGGGACAGGGCCUCCCAGGGCCCUAUGGGGUGACGGCAGGGCCCAGCAGUGGGCAGCAGCCGUGGGAAAAGCAGCACCGGUGGUUCCCGAGGGUGGGGCCAGGUCCUUGUGGAUGGCACCGGUGGUUUGUCUUCGUGCCGUGACUCAGCGUGAGCUGGCAGUCCCGCCCAGGUGUGUGCAUCAGGCCCAGGUCCUGGGAAGGCUCCCACCCCCUCCCACUAAUGCAGCAUCCCUCUCACACCUACAGGCUCCGUCCCCUGGGGGGGCCUGGGUAGGGGGGGAGGAGGGCGAACGCGGUUCUCUGUGGUGGGCAGCCCAGGGCAGCGACCACUCUUUCCCCAGCUGGACCUGGAGUGACCACAGGCUAGACCUGCGGCCAGGGCUCCACCUGCACUCCUGCCCAGGAAGGUCCCUGGGUCUGUGACCGGGAGGCCAGGGCCCACGGCAGACUCCCCGUGCCGGAGAGGUGGCCAGGGGACAGGAGGCACCCCCCCCAGAGAGGCAGGAGGAAGGGUCCUGCCGGCACCAGCCCUGCCCCAGCCCCACCCAGGCCUCCCCGAAGAGGUGGCCCCACCCUCCGGCGCCCCCAGGCCCUGGCUCCUGAUGCUGGAUGCAGUACAGCAAGCUCAUGGUGUCGAAAGGCCCAUGGGAAAAGGGCGUGUGGGGGCAGGGGGCACCGCCCCUGACGUGGGCACACCCUGAGGCUCCAGGGGCUGGUGGCUGCCACCUACCCACCCACCCCUGGGAGCUGUGUCAUUCAGGGCACUGGUCAGGCUCCUCCAGGAGGGGCCUGGGAGUGAUCCCAUGAGCCCAGAUCAUGGACCCCUCCUCCCUGUGGCCCCAGAACGCCCCCUCCCACCCUCAGGCCCUGCUCUAGGCUCAUCCUCCUCUUACAGGCCGCUCUGAUUUGGGGAAGGGCUGUGACUGGCUGUGCAUGUGUCCAUGAGCACCUGUGCCCACCUGCCUGGGAACCAGUGGCCCCUCUCACUCUCCCUUGGGCCCUCCUUACCUCAUCAUGGGGACCCUGGGGUCCUUCACCCUGUCAGUCAGUGGCCAUCAUGAAGCAACC